Messenger RNA from Copidosoma floridanum, 774 nucleotides. Its product is annotated as chymotrypsin-2-like. NCBI's taxonomy places the organism in Eukaryota, Metazoa, Arthropoda, Insecta, Hymenoptera, Encyrtidae. Gene Ontology annotation, molecular function: serine-type endopeptidase activity. Gene Ontology annotation, biological process: proteolysis. The record is from RefSeq and is a predicted model, not a curated record.
AUGUUACUCUUACUGCUCUAUGUGUUGGUACCAAAAGGAUCUAAUCAAACAGACAAUGCAACAGACUUUGCGGAAAAUCAACUGAAACUUGGUGCUCGCAUAGUAGGCGGCAAAAUUGCUGCAAUCGGAGCUUUUCCAUACCAAGUUUCCAUAUGCCACAACGAAAAGCAUAUCUGUGGUGGCGCUAUAAUACACAAAAGCUGGAUCUUGACUGCUGCUCAUUGUUGCUACGGAUCCACCAGUGAUCUGGUCAUUCAUGCUGGAACUAACAAAUUGAACGAAACUGGAACAGCGUAUCAGUCACAAAAAAUUUUUACGCAUCCAAAGUUUUCAGUAUUGCUUCGGAGGAAUGAUAUUUGUCUCAUAAAAGUGAAGGAAACAAUUACAUUCAAUGACCUCGUGCAACCGGUUAGGUUACCACCUUAUGACAUCAACGAAAAUGGCCUUCCAGCCGUUGUUUCUGGUUGGGGUGCGACAUCAUAUCUUGCUGACUAUUCGAACGAUCUGCAAUACCUGGACACCUUUCUGCUAAGCCGCUCCUCUUGCAUGUGGAAAACAAUGAUUCCUGUAAUUUCGACAAAAAAAAUUUGUGCGUUCUCUCGCAAAAAUGAAGGCUCUUGUUCCGGAGAUUCUGGCGGUCCUCUAGUCGCCAAUGCUGCCAUCGUAGGCGUGGUGUCUUAUGGCUUCAAUGGAUGUGCUUCUGGCAAGCCGGAUAUUUUUACUCGAGUCUACAAAUACGUGGAUUGGAUAGAUAAGCUCAUCGAGAAUAAUUAA